This is a messenger RNA of Musa acuminata subsp. malaccensis (wild Malaysian banana), 715 nucleotides long. The record is from RefSeq and is a predicted model, not a curated record. NCBI's taxonomy places the organism in Eukaryota, Viridiplantae, Streptophyta, Magnoliopsida, Zingiberales, Musaceae.
AUCGAUCGAGUUAUCACGGAAAAACCCAAGUCGUUAGACCUCAGGCGUUUCUUUCUUCGUCGUCGAUCCGACGCCGAUUGUGUCGAUCUAAGCCUGGCGAGAUGGGUAGCGGUAGGGUUGGCAGAGGAGGCACGUCCGCGCGGCCGACCUACUUCUCGUCGUCUUCGCACCCCUCGGCCCCUCCUCAUCCGCCGACAUGUAGAUUAACAUUUUGAGGAUGAUGGGUCACUCUCUGAUAAGGCUCUACUCCAUUUUAUAUACUGGGAUUCCGUAUGUGACAUGGAAAGGAUUGCUGGUUGGGAUGCAAAGUGCGCUUCAACUCUAAUGGCUCAACAUUUGCUUGCUGCUACUGACCGCUAUGCGUUGGACAGGCUUAAAGUACUUUGUGAAGUCAAGCUGUGUGAGGAUGUUGCUAUAAAUACAGUGGCCACCACUCUAGCAUUGGCUGAGCAGCACCAUUGUUUUCAUCUUAAAUCUGUUUGUCUCAAAUUUGUUGCAUUACCGCAGAACUUGAGAGCGGUGGUGCAAUCUGAAGGAUUCAAAUACUUGAAGGUCAGUUGUCCAUCACUUCUGAAAGAGCUGUUACAGUAUGUUGCCGGGAAAGGAGAAAAUUCAGCGGUUUCGAGUGCAGACACGAAUGAUGCCCUCGAUGGCAGUGAUGCGAAUGGAAGGCGUGUCAAGCCCCAGAUAUGAUAUUUUCUGUUGACAGAUAUUG